ACCGCAGUUUCCGGUUGGUAAAAUCGUGUGUUUGGAUCGCUUAUAUUCUUGACAGCUUAUUCUCAGUCUGUUGUAAAAACUUGGAGAUAUUUCAAGUUUACGUAUUAAAAAAAUAUAAAUUUCCAUGCACAUUACUCGGGGAGAUUCUCAUUAUUUAUUUCUCGUGAUAUUGACCUGGAAGUGCUUCCACCCCCGUGUUUUCACGUUGUGUCAGAGGCAGCGUAGUGUUGUUCUGUUGCACGCGUAGGAGUUAUAAAAUGUUUGCUUUUCGGAGUUGUCGAGCAGUUCUUCAAAAUCUUUCUCAAGGAAUUAAACGUCAGGUCACAGAACAAGCCACCAGGAGUUUAUCAGCUGUCCCAGAUGAAGCCCCCAAAGAUAUGCCUAUUAAAAUGGAGAACCCAUACAAGCAGCCUGAGAAAGGAUGCCUCUUGUGCAGCAACAACAUACAUGUGGAUUACAAAAACAUUCAAUUGCUCUCCCAGUUUAUAUCGCCGCAUACGGGAAGAAUCUAUGGCCGACACAUAACUGGACUGUGUGGGCGAAGGCAGAGAGAGAUAUCGAAAGCAAUAAAGAAAGCACAUGCAAUGGGUUUCAUGUCUGUGACAUUGAAAGAUCCUCAGUUCAUGAAAGACCCCAACAUCUGUGACAUCAAACAUCUGGAGUAAUGCACUGGAUUUGCACUUCCCUUUCUUCCCCAUUUGACAACAUUUCCAGGGGAAAGAGCAAACAUUUUCAUUUGGACUGCAACACCCUUUUAUUGUCCUGUCUGUCCUGUAAAUGUUUUUACUUUUUUGCUACAAUUACCAAGUAUGAAAAAUACAUUAAAUUCUGUCCCCAAUACA
Molecule: messenger RNA, 842 nt
Organism: Engraulis encrasicolus (European anchovy)
Lineage: Eukaryota; Metazoa; Chordata; Actinopteri; Clupeiformes; Engraulidae
Gene: mrps18c
Product: mitochondrial ribosomal protein S18C
Exons: 6
Coding region: 258-665 (135 amino acids)
Biological process (GO): mitochondrial translation
Cellular component (GO): mitochondrial small ribosomal subunit; ribosome
Molecular function (GO): small ribosomal subunit rRNA binding; structural constituent of ribosome
Source: RefSeq, a predicted model, not a curated record